This is a messenger RNA of Hymenoscyphus albidus, 1854 nucleotides long. NCBI's taxonomy places the organism in Eukaryota, Fungi, Ascomycota, Leotiomycetes, Helotiales, Helotiaceae. The record is from the annotation of a GenBank genome assembly.
AUGUCAGCGUGUGGUUACAUCGUUACAGCCAUCCUUGGCAAUCCCCAGCCCAGACUUGAGGUCUACAAACCCUUUUGCACAGCCCCUUCAAAGUCUCCAGCCAGAUUGCUACCCGCCAUGCGGCUCAUACGUGCAUCGACAAAAGAGCUCGUCUUUUUCAUUUCUAGCAACCCGCCACCUUACGUGAUCCUCUCUCAUACAUGGGGGAAAGCCGAAAUCCUAUUCGAGGACUUCGUGUGCGGAAAGCUAUCACCUGAAGCCUCACUCAAAGUGGAAUCAUACAGAAAGUUAGAAUACACAUGUGCAGAAGCAAUCCGUAUGAAUGUCGAGUACUGCUGGAUCGACAAUUGUUGCAUCGAUAAGAGUAACAGCGCCGAGUUACAAGAGUCGAUCAACUCGAUGUACAAGUGGUAUCAGAGAGCUAUCGAAUGUUUUGUUUACCUCGCCGACGUCCAUGAAGUCGAUCAUGAACAUGCAGAGCAGAAGCUCAAGGACUCACGCUGGUUCACACGCGGAUGGACGGUUCAAGAGUUGAUUGCGCCUGCUUGCAUCUCUUUCUACGACUCAUCCUGGGAAGCUUGGGGAGUACUUAGAAGAUCUAACAUAAAUAGUUUUUAUGCCCCCGCAACCGAUUCUGAAAAUGAUCUCAACGGCGCCAUUUCCAGAAUCACGGGCAUUCCAAGGGAGCUUCUGUGGGGGAAGACUCGCGUGGAGAGAUAUUCUAUAGCGCAGCGAAUGUCCUGGUCUGCAGAGAGGGAAACGACUGUGCCUGAAGACAUCGCAUAUAGCUUGCUUGGCAUAUUCCAGAUUGCCAUGCCCAUGUUGUAUGGCGAGGGACAGCAUACAGCUUUUCAACGACUCCAGGAAGAGAUCUUAAAGAAGUCUACAGAUCACACCAUAUUUGCAUGGAGAAACAUGUCUCAAUUCAUGUUUUAUCCCCAAGGCAUCUUAGCGAGCCACCCUUCACAGUUCAAAUAUUCCUCUGGGAUCGUUGCCGUGGAUUCAUACCAGCUUAGGGGUUUACCAGAUGUUGAUAGAGCUCACUACUCAAUGACGAAUCGCGGAUUGGACAUUGAAGCUUCUAUGCUCGGUGUCCCGCUACUUCCGGAUCACAAUUAUGUCGGCGGGAUUGCGAUGGUAGCGCUGCGAUGUAAGUUUAGUAUGGAAACCUUGACAACUCAGCUCUGCGUUAGCAGUACCCCAACAGACGUAAAGACAAUUCCCCAGCAGGGAUUCAUUGGUAUUCUCGUAGCCAGGCAGAGUAACGGGCCGAUAUACUCGAGGAUAAAUGCAGCUCAGUUUGUCUACACCGAGAACUGGGGAUUACCACAGCGGAUUGUGAUCUCACGUACGGAAACAGACCAAGUCAACUUUUCGCCCAGCAAUAGAAUUAACCACGUGAGCAGCACCAAAUGGUUCCAUCUUGAUCUGGAGGUUUCAAAUUCUCGGGUGGUAUAUGUUUCUCAUGCUCGUCCCGUUGGAAGAUCGUCGCUAGAUGGAAAAGAGAUGAAUAAGUGGACGGAUAUCGGUUGGACCAAAGGGAUGCAGGCUCCAAUCGGAAGAAUGCCAGAGAGGGGCUAUGAAAGAUUUCAGAUUGGCACAGAUAAGUUUACAGUCUGGUUAGGCAAGAUGGGUGCCGAUACUUUCAUGGUGGAUGAAGGACAUGGCUCUCCUCCUGAGGAUCAUAUCUAUGAAAAAUGCUGUGGGAGCAAUAGCUUCUGGAUGAGGACCAAGGGAGGGUCUUGCAUCGCCGUGGGUGUCACCUCUGGUGCAAAGAUGGAUCCUUUUUUGGAUCAACGGUCGGUCUUUUUUAUCCGAGCGAUUGAGAUAGAUAGCUCUGUUGGUUUCAGUUGA